This is a messenger RNA of Aspergillus pseudotamarii, 2199 nucleotides long. RefSeq lists its product as uncharacterized. Lineage: Eukaryota; Fungi; Ascomycota; Eurotiomycetes; Eurotiales; Aspergillaceae. The transcript has 4 exons. Gene Ontology annotation, biological process: proteolysis. The coding region runs from base 1 to 2199 and encodes 732 amino acids. Gene Ontology annotation, molecular function: serine-type peptidase activity. The record is from RefSeq and is a predicted model, not a curated record.
AUGCAGCUACAGAACCUUAUUAUCGUUGGCUCCCUGGCCGCAGGAGCAGUAGCAGGAGAUUUUAAGAGGCAAAUUGCCACAAAUGGGACCGGAAAUGCAUGUGCACAGAUUAGCAGUAGGGCAUCUAGGACUCUAGCGGCUUCGCCAUCAGCUACCCCGGUCGUGGAUGGUGAGCUUGCUCUGGCCUGCUUGAAGUCAGUUCCUCUGGGGAAGACUGAGGCUCUCCAGUUAAUGGAGUCGAUUUUCCCCUAUGUGGAAUGGCAGUCUGAUACUUCGUAUAUCAAAGAUCCGCCCUCUGCUUAUCUCGAACCGGCGGUGGAUAUUUGGGCUGAACUAAACAAGGUCUAUGACAACAUCAAGUCCGACAAAUAUGCCGGUGAAUAUGAGUUCCAAGCGGAUCUCUUCAAGGCGUUCAACCUCGCCCAUGACGGACACUUCCGUUUCUUCCCGGACCUUCUCACCAAGGUGCUGACGUUCCACCGUAACGUUGGUCUGGUUUCCGUCAGCUUAGACGGCAAGGAGACGCCUCAGAUCUACGUGCACACCGAUAUUGUCGGAAAGGUAGAGAGCGGACUUGAUCCAUCUCCAGUUAAAUCAAUCAAUGGAGAAGACGCGGUGAAAUACCUCGAGUAUUGGUCGCAACUAGGAAGUCUGAACGAUCCUGACGCACUAUACAACUCACUUUUCUUCUCGAAGCCCUUUGCAGCAAGCACCCCCGACUUCGAUGGUUACUUUUCAGGAAGUGCCCGCUACGGAUACAUCUACCCUGGAAAUACAACGACGAUCGAGUUCGCCAACGGAACCAGCAGAUCCUACCGAACCACAGCACACAUCAAAGCCGAUCUCACCGGAGUAACCGAUGGACAAAGCAUGUACCAAAAGUUCUGCACAGGACCAUCCAGCACGGAAACCGCAGCGUCAGCAACAUCAUCGCCAGCAGCGACAGCAACCGCUACUCCGGCACCAGGCUAUCCAGACCCUGAAGUCAUCAGCUCGGACAACGUCAUCUCCGGCUACUUCCUCGACUCAGACAAGAACUCCGAAGUCGCCGUCCUGAGUAUGUUAUCUUUCGAGCCCAGCACGCCCGCCGAAUUUCAAGCCGUUCUUGAGAAAUUCCUCCGCCACGCAAAGGCUGCAGGCAAGACCAAGCUCGUCAUCGACCUCUCCGGCAACGGGGGCGGAUAUAUCUUGCAAGGCUACGACACCUUCCGCCAGCUAUUCCCCAGCAUCGUGCAAGAUGGGUACACACGCUUCCGCUACACCGAAGCCCUCGCCGCCAUGGCCGAGCAAUUCUCCGCCGUCCUCCCAGAAGACUUCAACCCCGACAACGCAACCUUCGACGAAAUCCAAAUGUUCGAAUCACCACCAAACUACCGCUACGACCUAAACCUCCAAAACAAGCACUUCAGCUCCCUCGAGGAGAAGUUCGGUCCCCACGAGUACAACGGCGACCAGUACACGAGCAUCAUCCGCUGGGAUCUGGACGACUCGCUCACCACUGUCAACGAGACAUAUGGCAUGGGCAUGGAGAUUACGGGGUACGGCACGCGCCGGAACUUCACGCAGCCGUUUGCCGCCGAGGACAUCGUCAUGCUGUAUGACGGUUACUGCGCAUCGACCUGCACGCUCUUCUCCGAGUUCAUGCGUCUCCAGGGCGGUGUCAAGAGCAUCGCUAUCGGGGGUCGUCCGUCCUCGGACCCGAUGCAGGGGAUCGGCGGUAUCAAGGGAUCCAACAAUUUCGCCUUCUCCUACAUUUACUCUCUCGCCCAGCUGGCCAUCGACUCCGCUAAACCCGGCCAGGAACACAAAGCUAACUGGACCGCACUGACGGAACUGAGCGACCUACCUACGACCCGUUCGACGGAUACCUCCAUCAACGUGCGGGACAAUAUCCUCCCGGAGAACUUGGAGGACGGACUUCCGUCGCAGUUUGUCUACGAGAAGGCUGAUUGUCGCCUCUUCUACGAACCAGAGAUGAUCGUAGAUGUCACUGCGAUGUGGGAGGCCGCUGCUGAUGCGGCAUGGGGUAACAAGGAGUGUGUCAACGGACAACUCGAUCUGAAGAAGCGGACGACUACAAGAGCUCGCCGGAGUAGAAAGUCCGCUCCGCGAAAGAUGACCGUCAAAGUGCCUGCCAAUCCGGUCUCGGAUCGCUCGCCUUGGUGGACACAGAAGCAUGGAACUAGGGUGCCUCUUUGA